AUGUAUCUCGUCUCAACUAUCGCGACGUUCCUCCUCGGUACCGCUCUAUCGGCGCCGACAACGACGGAGAUGACGAGAGAUAUGGCGCGGGUGUAUUUCACGUGCAAUUCCACAUCGGCGUCUGGAUUCUCGCCUAGUUGCUGCACGGAUAUCAAUGGACAAGUCGGGGUAAAUUGCAUCGGCGCACAUCUAAUGGGCGUGUACGACCCCAUGUACAGCUGCAACUUAUACGUGUACAACAUCACAGGAUGCUGCCAGACAAUCGGCUACAAGAACCCUUACACCAACAACUCACUCAGCGUCUGUGCCAUGAGCAUCGAUCCUAUCUAA
Molecule: messenger RNA, 330 nt
Organism: Xylaria bambusicola
Lineage: Eukaryota; Fungi; Ascomycota; Sordariomycetes; Xylariales; Xylariaceae
Exons: 3
Coding region: 1-330 (109 amino acids)
Source: RefSeq, a predicted model, not a curated record